AUGAUAAUCUUCAGUAAUUUCGUAUUUUCUGCUCCUGCUAAAAUAAAAAAUUCAGAAAGCUUGAUGAGAAGGCAAACAUCUUGCGUAGCAAUCGCUUCAGGAGAAACGGUAUGCAGAAUAGAACAAGCCGUUUGCGAAGGAACUAAUAAUGUUGAAUGCGGAAACGGUCGUUGCUGUCAACAAGGACAAAUUUGUAUGGCUGACGACGUUUGUGCAAUAUGUACGUCUGAAGGUUGUGUAGGAUAA
Messenger RNA from Funneliformis geosporum, 246 nucleotides. Lineage: Eukaryota; Fungi; Glomeromycota; Glomeromycetes; Glomerales; Glomeraceae. The record is from the annotation of a GenBank genome assembly.